CUUCCUUCGGGGAUCCCGCGGCGGGGGAGCCGCGGCGGAGCGGGGCUGACACGUAACUGCGGGGCCGGGGGAAGUUCCCUUUGUUCAUUUCGGGUGGCGGCGGAGCCACCGGCCGGGCGGGUCCCCGCGGCGGGGCCGGGCGGAAGGAGAGCAGGGAGCCGCCGCAGCCCCGCUCCCGCAGGCCGCGGGAGCCAGCGCCGCCGCGGGGACCGGGACACCAGCCGGGGGCCGCCGCCGGAGCCCGGGCAGCCCCGGGGCCGCAGCAUGCGGCUGGGCCGCCGCACGGCUGGUCCCGCCGGCCCCGCUCCGGCCCGCACGCACGGAGAAGCCGCCUGGAGCGUCGCGGCCGCGGCGGUGCCCAGGGGCUGAGGCGCUGGCCGGCCCCUCCUCCCCUCCCUCCGGCCCUCCCUCCUCAUCCUCCUCCUCCUCCUCCUCCACCCGGCGCGGGCCCGGGGCCUCCGAUGUCGCCGCCUCAUCGUCCGCCGCCUCCCGCUGCUGAGCCGUGAGGGGCGGCGGCCCUGGGGACCCCACCGGGGACAUGGGCAACGGGAUGUGCUCCCGAAAGCAGAAGCGGAUUUUCCAGACCCUCCUGCUCUUGACCGUGGUGUUCGGGUUCCUGUACGGGGCGAUGCUCUACUACGAGCUGCAGGGCCAGCUCAGGAAGGCUGAGGCCACGGCGCUCAAGUACCAGCAGCAUCAAGAGUCCCUCUCGGCUCAGUUACAAGUUGUAUACGAGCACAGGUCAAGAUUAGAAAAGUCAUUACAAAAGGAAAGGCUUGAACAUAAGAAAGCAAAAGAAGAUUUUCUUGUUUAUAAACUAGAAGCACAGGAAACGCUAAACAAGGGGAGGCAAGACUCAAACAGCCGAUACAGCGCGCUGAGCGUCCAACACCAGAUGUUGAAGAGUCAACACGAAGAGCUAAAGAAACAGCAUGCUGACCUUGAGGAAGAUCACCGAAAACAAGGAGAGGAGUUCAGCAGAACGUUCAGCGAUCACAAGGAGCGAUAUCUACAACUGCAGCAGGAAAAAGAGCAGGAGAUCUCAAAGCUGAAGGAAUCCCUGUAUAACUUACGGGAGGAGAACAGACAGUUGAGAAAAGCUCACCAGGACAUUCACACCCAGCUACAAGAUGUCAAGCAACAGCAUAAGAACUUACUCUCCCAACACAACCAGCUUGUAGUGACAUUGGAAGACCACAGGAGUGCACUAGCUGCUGCACAGUCCCAGGUGGACGAAUACAAACAGCUGAAGGACACGCUCAACAAGAUGCCGAGUUUCCGGCAGGCCGAGAAGCCCGAGGAGGAGCCGAAGGUGCGAGCGGCGUCUCCCCGCAGCGACCUCCCAACGCUCCGCGGGGCCGUGGCCGAGCAGCAGCGCCAGAAUGAGAAGCCCAAAGAGAGAGAAGAAGUAAAUAUCCAGGAAAAAGAAGACAGAGCUGAGUCUCUUAAUCUGCAGGGAAGGGCUCACGAGGGCCAGCCUGCCAAAGAACUGAAUAUUCAGGAGCAACAAGAAGCUGGAGAGGAUGAUGAGCAACGUGUUGAUCGAGUUGAAGAGGAACGCAAAAAAGAACUUGAAGAGGAAGAAAUGGAGCAGGCGGGUCAGCCUGAGCACUUGGAGGAGGAACAGGAUCAAGUGCCAGAAGAGCAUGAGUGGCAAAAACAGGAACAGAAAGAAGAAGAAACCAACAUGUUGGGUGAUCAUCUUCAUUCAGAGAUAACAUCGACAAAAGCCGUAACAAAGAGACAUAACGCAGCUUAUGAGGAACAACUGGAGCAGCAACACCUUGCGGCCCGAAGAGCGGAGGAGGCCGGUCAGCUCCGGGAGCAGCAGGAGUCGCUGCACCAGCAGAGGCUGCGCGGGCAGCUCCUGCGGCAGCAACAGCUCCAAGAAAAAGAGCUUCAGCUGCAGCAACAGGCAGAAGAAGGGGAAAAACUCUAUAAAAACCAGCUAAGCCAACAGGGUCAUUAUGAAAACAUGGACCAUGAUAUUGUACAAGGGGAAGAAGAGCAAGGUACUCGGGAAGAGGAAGGAGCUUAUGAACGUGACAAUCAGCACCAGGAUGAAGGUGAAGACGAAGAUCAAAAUAAUGCAAACGAACAGCAAGAACCAGAACGUCAAGUCGAAAAUCAGCAGGCUGAUGAAUCAAAGGCAGCCGUGGAAGAUGUGAAUCCUGCUGAUGACCCCAACAAUCAGGGGGAGGAUGAAUUUGAGGAAGCUGAGCAAGAGAGAGAAGAAAACCUACCAGAUGAAAACGAAAAGCACAAGGAAACUGGUCAGAAACAAGGACCUCCAGGAAUGGAAGAGCACCUUGUGAUGGCAGGAAAUCCUGACCAGCAGGAGGAUAAUGUGGAUGAACAAUACCAGGAAGAGGGAGAAGAGGAGAUCCAGGAAGACUUGACCGAAGAGAAGAAACGAGAACUGGAACGCAACGCUGAAGAGCCAUACGGUGAAAACAACGACAACGCAGAUGAAAAGAAUAAUGGAAGGGCAGAUCAAGAGCAAGAAAUGCAAGAAGAAAACAACCAGAAGGAAGUUCAUGAAGAAAAUUAUGAGGAGGAAGAGGAGGAGGAGGAGGAAGGCAGAGCUGCUGCAGCCAAAACUCGCAGACGAGGGGAGAUGUAGUCCUCUUAAUCUUCUCUAAUUUCUUUUGCAGCACACGAAUUCCUGUGUUUUGAGUUAAUUUUUUUAAAAACACAAAACCCCAACUUUUUUAUGACAUUUACUUUCCAAAAAAAACAAGUUUGUGUUUUACACUUCUUACUUUUCUAUUAGAUGCUCUCAUAUGUUUAUACGAACACGGUAUUUUGAUACUCUAGGUUAGGAUUUCUUUUCUAUUAAAUCUGUACAUAAACAGGCAUCAUCUAGGUUUAAUUUUUUAUAAUUCGGGGCAUGUUUUAUAAAGGCUGUUUUGGACGCUUUCACCCUGUCCAAGUCUGACAGAUGUUUGGUCUAAUUGCCAAUACAUACAACAUCUGCGGGAAUAUAUCUAGUGCCUAAACCCAGUCGACAUUCACCGCUCCGACUCUCAUCGUCGUCCUUGACGCAGCUUUUACGACAAAGGGCGGCCGCCCUGCCCGCCCAAGGCACGACCUGCCCUGGAGGCCGACGGGUAGUUUCAUUCAUUAGAAUCUCAUUUAAUUAUUCAAAUCCUUGAAGAUAAGCACAUGCCUAGCUCUUUGCGGGACCAGGCCUUUUAUAGGUACACAACAGUUAUAAAAUAUGCAACUUUUACAAGCCUUCAAAAUACAGCCAGGUUAACAGCUGUUAAUUUUGGCAGCUGUUUAUACGCAGUUAAAUUAUGCAUUUAUUUUAAUGAGCAUAUCUAGGUACUUCAAUUACACGCACUACAUAGCGGAUAACGCAAAUGGUGCUACGCCGAGAUGAGAUGUGAGCUGGAAACCAAUUUAAACUUGAAGAUCCACGAUGCCAAAUCAAAACACUACAGCUGCCGCAGGGGUGAAGAGUCACAGGAGGAACAACUUUGUUGUCCUAGUUAAUGUAUAAAAUAUUUGACCAGAGGAAUCUAACGACAUCACCUCAGAAUGCAGAGAAGGCUGAGGCAUCGGAACUGAGUUGACACCAUUGGUGCGAGAUGUUGAAUUAAAGCCUUUACCUUCUUUUACUUAUUUAUUUGUAGGUCUUUGCUGGAAGGAUUUCUGUGUCCCCUAGUGGGGAAAAUCAGACUAGAGAUAAGUCCCACGGAGAUUUUUGGGACAGCAGACACCUCUAGCACUGCAUGCCAAAAUGUAAUGGGGGUGGGGGGAACGACACAAAAAUUGUGCCUUGGGAGGCUACUAUGAACAUAAUCACAGUGCAUGAUUAUAUACAAUAUUUGUAUUGGUACACACCCUAGUUAUUUAAUAUAUGUUAAAAGGAGAAGGGGAAUCUGGAUUUCCCAGGCUCUACCCCAUUGCUGGAAAUGGGGCGCACAGCAGCUCCCCAGGAAAGUGUGUGUUAAUAUAUAAUAGAGGGUUUGGGAUUUUCCCUUUUUUUUUUUUUAAUAAUGCAUAGCAAUGGUUUUAGUUUUAACUUUUUAUAUGAAUGUAAUUUAAUUCGUUUUUCUACUAACUCAAUUUUGUUAUGGUUUAUAGUUGGUUUCCUUUCUUUGCAAUUUUCCUAAAUGGCCCAGACACAGUGCUUAUGUUUCAUAGGAAUAUUUUUGUUAGCAAAUAUUUUGGGUUUUCUAGUUACCAUAAAUCAGAUUUAUCUUAUGUAAAAAAAGUUUACGUGAUACUGUAAAAUGUAUAAUAUGUACAUAAUCCUCAGAAUACAAUUAUUUUGGUAAAUUGGCCUGUAUUUUUAAUGUCACGGUUGCAGUAUUUAAUUAUUUGAGGCAUAAUAAAACUUGACUGCAGUCAAUAAA
This is a messenger RNA of Columba livia (rock pigeon), 4364 nucleotides long. It is a transcript of the gene GOLIM4, whose product is annotated as golgi integral membrane protein 4. Gene Ontology annotation, cellular component: Golgi membrane; Golgi apparatus. The record is from RefSeq and is a predicted model, not a curated record. Lineage: Eukaryota; Metazoa; Chordata; Aves; Columbiformes; Columbidae. The transcript has 16 exons. Bases 539 to 2623 code for a protein of 694 amino acids.